CUUUCUUCCGACGCACUUCAUUCUUUGUAUAAAUCCAAUCGAACUGCUACUCAACUUGUCCCAAUUAACCUUGAAUUCCCCAUUUAUGGCUUUCCCCAACCUCAAAACUUUCUUCUUUCUCAUCCCAUUGAACUAAGUUUCACCAUACUACCAUGGUGGAUACCCUAACUUCACCGUCGCCUUCGAUGUGGCGCUUCCACCACCGCCGUUGGAUUCCCGCCCUCUUCUCUUCUUACAAGACCCUUUUCACACUCCUCUGGAUCGUCGGAUUCACAUCAGUUUUCAUCUGGCAACACAACGUCGUCGAGGGCUUCUUGAUUUUCCGGCGGCCCCUCGUUUCUCGAUCCUUUCCCCAGCUCCGACCCUUUUCUUUUAAUCUCACGGAUUUCGGAGCUGUCGGAGACGGCAUCACUCUCAACACUAAGGCUUUCGAAGAUGCGGUUUCUGCUAUCUCAAAGCUCGGGAAGAGAGGUGGUGGUCAGCUCAAUGUUCCUGCCGGAAAGUGGUUGACGGCGCCAUUUAAUUUAACAAGUCAUAUGACACUGUUUCUUGCCGAAGAUGCUGUUCUACUUGCUAUCGAUGAUGAAAAGUAUUGGCCUUUAAUGCCUCCUUUACCAUCUUAUGGUUAUGGCAGAGAGCAUGGUGGACCUCGAUAUGGAAGUUUUAUUCAUGGUCAACAUCUCAAAGAUAUUGUGAUCACAGGACAUAAUGGUACAAUUAAUGGUCAAGGUCAAAAAUGGUGGAAAAAGUUUCGUCAAAAGCGACUCAAUCACACGAGGGGCCCACUUGUGCAAAUCAUGUGGUCAAGUGAUAUUUUGAUAUCUAACAUCACUUUACGCGAUUCACCCUUUUGGACACUUCAUCCAUACGACUGUAAAAAUGUAACAAUUAGAAACAUGACAAUCUUGGCUCCCAUUUUUCAGGCUCCAAACACAGAUGGCAUAGAUCCUGACUCAUGCGAGGAUAUGAUUAUAGAGGAUAGCUAUAUAAGUGUUGGGGAUGAUGCGAUUGCGAUAAAAAGUGGUUGGGAUCAAUAUGGAAUUGCUUAUGGAAAGCCCUCAAAGAAUAUUUUAAUUCGGAAUCUUGUGGUUCGCUCGAUGGUUAGUGCGGGAAUAUCGAUAGGAAGCGAGAUGUCAGGAGGGGUAUCGAACGUGACAAUCGAAAACAUUUUGAUCUGGAAAUCAAGACGCGCGGUUCGAAUCAAAACAGCAGCAGGAAGAGGGGCGUAUGUUCGGGACAUAAAAUACCGAAAUAUAACGUUUGACAAUGUGAGAGUUGGAAUUAUAAUAAAAACAGAUUACAAUGAACACCCGGAUAAGGGUUAUAAUCCAAAAGCUUUCCCUGUGAUAAGGGACAUAAGUUACAGGUCGAUUUAUGGUGAGGGAGUGCGGGUCCCGGUUCGUAUACAAGGUAGUGCAGAUAUUCCUGUAAGGAAUGUAAGUUUCAAGGAUAUGUCUGUAGGGAUUGCAUACAAGAAGAAGCAUAUUUUUCAGUGUGCUUAUCUUCAAGGACGAGUUAUAGGGUCUAUUUUUCCAGCCCCUUGUAAAAAUCUUCAUCUUUAUGAUGAACAAGGGAGGCUUGUGAGAAAGUCUAAUUCUGAAAAUGCUUCGGAUAUAGAUUAUGAUAUUUGA
Messenger RNA from Lactuca virosa, 1631 nucleotides. NCBI's taxonomy places the organism in Eukaryota, Viridiplantae, Streptophyta, Magnoliopsida, Asterales, Asteraceae. The record is from the annotation of a GenBank genome assembly.